This is a messenger RNA of Anisakis simplex (herring worm), 1050 nucleotides long. Lineage: Eukaryota; Metazoa; Nematoda; Chromadorea; Rhabditida; Anisakidae. The record is from the annotation of a GenBank genome assembly.
AUGCAAUUGUCUGAAGAAGAUCUAUCAUUGAGUUAUGUAGAUAUAAUUGUCGGGGUCUUCUAUAUUGUAUAUGCCGCGUUGGGCAUUGGCUUGCAUCUAAUUGAGAUAAUCGCGUGCUCAAAACUUUCACAUCGAUUCAAUGGGUUCCGUUUCAUCGCACACUACUCGACGGCGGAUAUUCUUCUUCUUUUUCAAUACGGUAUUUGGGAUGGAAUCGUGAUACUGACAAAAAGUGAGAUUAUUACACGACAACAACGACAAAUUGUUAAUGUUUUCAUCAAUUUUACAUGGUGGUCCAGUAGCUAUCUGUCCAUAGUGGUAACGCUUACACGAUUGUUAAGCAUCGUUAUACCGUUGAAAUUUCUGCGCAUGCGUAUGCUCACAUCACACUAUAUUUGCAUUGGCACAUGGGCAAUAGCUCUUGUGCAAUCCUAUACAGUCACUCUCUUCCCAUGGUACGCUGACAUACAUUAUAACGCAAAAGGUUACGGUAUGACAUGCAAUUGGUCUGCAUAUGCACUGAGUGGAACACAAAUGUAUUAUUUCGCAUUCAAUGGGUUCACCAUAUUGACAAAUCUUCUGUUAUAUGUCGCGGUUAUGAUUGCGCUGCUCAACAAAACCCAAAGGCGUCAUUUGAAUGGUGAAUCGAGAUCGAUGGGCUGUGCAUCGUCGAACGCCAGAAAACGGAAAAUUUUUGCUGUGAAAUCUCUAUCAAAUAUGGCCGCAUCGUUUUACAGUGAUAAAGUGAUCAAAUGUAGUCGUUCUGUGGAAUUGAGCUUGCUGCUAUCAUGUUUUGUCAACUGGCUUAUUGCUGUUAUCGGACAAAUAGCAAUUAAUCUGAUCUCAUUUGACAACCGCUGGCGUGAGUUCAUAGUGAUGCUGACGUUCAUGACGCAGUGCUGGAUGAACACCAUUAUGAGAUUGUUUUUGAGCGCAGUUCUAUUGCGUAAAGUAAAACAGAUUCUUAUGGGGUAUUUUCCGAAAACACAAAAACCGUGUGUUGUGCAAACGGAUGGUUUUGUACGCAUCUGGACGAGUGGAAUACGUUGA